CAAGCGACCAUGCCGGCCCCGUCGACGCGCAUGUGCCACAUCUGCGGCCGCCAGUUCGGCAAGAAUUCCAUCGACAUCCACAUCCCGCAGUGCCUGAAGAAAUAUGAGGCGGCCCAGGCCCAGUUGCCGCCGCACGAGCGCAAGCCCGCGCCCGCGGCGCCGCAGCUGCUCGGCGCCGGCGCCAGCGACCGGGCCUACAACGACGCGGCCUACGAGGCCCUGGAAGCGAACAUGGCCGAGUGCGAGUUCUGCGGGCGGACGUUCGCGCCGGACCGCCUCGCGAUCCACAACCGGUCGUGCACGGCCGCGAACCCGGCGAAGCGGCGGCCGUCGUCGCGCACG
Molecule: messenger RNA, 342 nt
Organism: Aureococcus anophagefferens
Lineage: Eukaryota; Pelagophyceae; Pelagomonadales; Pelagomonadaceae
Exons: 1
Source: RefSeq, a predicted model, not a curated record